Molecule: messenger RNA, 661 nt
Organism: Aspergillus wentii DTO 134E9
Lineage: Eukaryota; Fungi; Ascomycota; Eurotiomycetes; Eurotiales; Aspergillaceae
Exons: 2
Coding region: 1-420 (139 amino acids)
Source: RefSeq, a predicted model, not a curated record
AUGGUUCUAUCACGCUGGUUCGGUGGAAACGGCGGCCAUGCUGGCAAGGCGCAGGCGGAGUUCCCUAAUAAUACAUUAAAAAUAAUCGAAAUCGCGACGGGGUGGCAAGAUGGUUCUCAGGUCGUUGCCGGGAUCAAAUUAAAAUGGGUGGGUGGUGAAAUUCAGCGUUUUGGGACCUCGUUGGACAACCAUUAUGUUGCACGCUUCUUUGAUGACGAUGAGACUAUAGAAACCAUGGUUGUCGGUUCAGGGGAUAUGGUUGAUAGCAUAUAUAUUAAAAGCAGCAAAGGACAGGAACUGCAGGGUGGAGGCGACGGGGGUACUAAGCGUCAGGUCGACGUUGGUAAAGGUAUCCUGCUGAGAGCGGAUAUAUACUCUGGUGAUAAUCUCGAUGCUAUUCGCUUCGACUUCAUGGAUUGAUCAUCAACUCGACCCUGUUUGCUAUGAGUACCUUCAACCAUAUCAUUUUGCAAGAAAGGCAUCACGCUUAGAUAUACUGCGCAUAUCUCUUGCACCUUCCCUGGCUUGAUUAAGCUUUUACUAGAGCGAUGCACAAAAUUUGUCUUUCGGCGAUUGAAGAUGUAUAUAUCGAUCUGUGCUUAAAAGGAUGCAUAUAGACCAGCCAUUCUUGUUAAAUAUACAAUAUUAAAUUAUCUGCCAG